Peniophora sp. CBMAI 1063 is the source of this 1392-nucleotide messenger RNA. The record is from the annotation of a GenBank genome assembly. NCBI's taxonomy places the organism in Eukaryota, Fungi, Basidiomycota, Agaricomycetes, Russulales, Peniophoraceae.
AUGUCUGCGCGCUCGACUCUUGACGUGUCACCGCCCAUCGUGCGGGGUAUGGAGAAGUUGGAUCGUUCUGUCUUUCGGCGUACCGUCCCCUUGCUGGCGGUACAAGUACCCCCGGCGAAAACGGCGGAGAUCCUGCGAUCACCUGUGUUGAAAAAGGCGGUACUCACUCUACCAAAAGUCAAGACCGUAGUACCUGAUCCUGCCAACCCGAACGGACCACGGUUGUUGCUUCUGCGCACGCAGAUAGAAGCCGAGCUCUCGCGCGAAAUCAAGGAAUUCCUGUCCAGUCAUGACGCACAUCUGGUUGACUACACUCUCGACCUCAACUAUGAUUACUGGACAGCAGAUGAGAUCAUCCACUCUAUAUUACCGGAAGAGUUGGUCGAUGGCGCGCCGUCCGGUUUCGCAGCCGUGGGGCAUCUAGCUCACGUGAAUCUAAACGACGAAUAUUUGCCAUACAAAAACAUACUUGGGGAGAUAUUUCUAGACAAAAACAAGUCCAUCCGUACAGUCGUCAACAAGUUGAACUCGAUAGAUACAAAAUUCCGGUUCUUCAAGAUGGAGCUCAUUGCAGGCGAGCCUGAUUAUAUAGUCCACCACAGCGAACUAGACUGCCGAUUCACCUUCGACUUCACGCAAGUCUACUGGAACUCGCGUCUUAGCGCGGAACAUGAACGAUUAGUGAACCUAUUCCAGCGAGAAGACGUAGUAGCCGACGUAUUUGCUGGAGUCGGCCCCUUCGCGCUACCUGCAGGCAAGAAAGGAUGCGGUGUGCUGGCCAAUGAUCUCAAUCCGAACAGCUAUAAAUACCUGCAGGUGAACAUCAAGGAUAACAAACUUGUUGAGCUUGUAAGGCCGUUCUGUGAGGACGGGCGCGAUUUCAUCCGUAGGGUCGUGUGGGAUGCCGCUGCCAAUCCGUUUCCUGCCUACGCACCCAGAUUGAGCCGAAGUGAAGAACGCGCCCUGAAGAAGCAGAAGCCUGAGGCUACUACUGAUGCCACGCCCGAGACCGCAAGAGGCAGUGGGAGAGUACACCCUGCCGAGCGUAGAAGAAUCGCUCAUUUCGUCAUGAAUCUCCCGGACUCUGCGAUAACCUUUCUGGAUGCCUUUCGAGGGCUGCUGGUCUCGUCAGAGGACCCUCCUCGCAAUUUGACGGAUGUGUACGAUGCGAUGCCGAUGGUGCAUUGCCAUUGCUUCACACGGGAGAUGGAGCGUGAGGGCGCAGAGUGCGACAUACGGCAGAGGGUUCACGAACAGCUCGGGCGACCCCUGCGCGAUGAAGAUGAGGUUUCCUUGCACCUUGUCCGCUCUGUUGCGCCGAAUAAGGACAUGUACUGCAUCAGCUUUCGACUGCCAAGAGAUGUCGCUUUAGAGUCUUCCCGUCGUACUUAG